GGUUGUCAGUCCAGUUGCCGGUAUUUCAUGGCAAACAAGAUGAAAAUGUUAUGACUUGGUUACUCCAAGUUGAUUUACUGUAUAAGGCGCGCAAGAUUGAAAAUGAAGAACGCUUACAAUAUAUAAUAACUGGAUUAAAGGAUGCGGCGCUUCAGUGGUAUCUCAAUAAAGUUCAAGCUUAUACCGACCAGACGCUAUUUGAAAGUUGGAAGGAUUUUUCUAAAGAAAUAAAACUGGCGUUUCAACCUCCACAACAUCAACAAUAUUUGAGAAACAUUCUUGGUCAAGUGGAAAGUAUGGACGAAGCCGAUAAGAUCCUCUAUUUUACGGAAGGGUUAAAAGCAGCCACCAAAGCUGAAGUUAGUUAUCGGUCGCCGGAAAAUUUGGAGGAAGCAAUUCGCUUGGCGACGAC
Messenger RNA from Dentiscutata heterogama, 412 nucleotides. Lineage: Eukaryota; Fungi; Glomeromycota; Glomeromycetes; Diversisporales; Gigasporaceae. The record is from the annotation of a GenBank genome assembly.